GCGCUGAGUAAGGGAAUAGAAAAUAUUCGACAGCGACGACUCUCCGGCGGAGCUGGUGGUUAACUCCGCCUUACCACGGCUGCCUGUUGAAAAACAUUAAUCGAUCACCAUGGAUGGAGAAGAGCUCAAAGAAGGACUUUCGAACUUAUCAGAUACAGAAUUGACCGGCAAAAUUGCUAGGCUAAAAAAAUCUCUGUCUAGCAACAUUGGUGUUAGGUUACCCGAUGGAGGUGAAAAGCUUAGGGCAAAUAUCAAACUGCAUGAGGAUGAAUUAGAAUGGAGGAAACGGGUCGGUUCCGAUCAGGUGCACCUUAUAACUUCGAGCCACAGGCUUCACCAUCUGUGUCCUCUUCACAGUCCACCUAUGCUGUUUGGUUUUUGAACAAGUUGGAAGCAGAAGCAGAGUCUAAGCCAGCCAAUGCUUUCCAAGAAGAACUAUAUGCUCUGAAUCCCUGUGACCGCAAACAUAUAUUAAACAACCAGUUUUCGCAAAGAAAAAGACACAAGCGAGAGUUGUUGUCACAGGAAGCACCUUAUAAGUCUCCUGUAGACAAAGGUGAACAAGUUCUGAAUGUUGAUCUAAAAGGAUGGGAUUCUUCUACUUGUUCUAAAGAAAAUAUCGCCAGCUGUUUCUUGGACAAGUUUAAAGCCUCUCAAGCACAAUCUUCAUAUACUCGAAGGCAUGCAAAUGGGCAGGCUGUUGUUCUAGUGGAUGAGGAGGAUCCUGAUGCAAUUAAAGAGACAGAGCCAGUGGACCAAGUAAUUGAACGAAAGGCAACCACGAUAUACUAUCCUUCACGGGUUGAUCCCGAAUCCGUUGAAAUUUGUUGUUUGGACAUGGAAUCUCUAGCACCUGAAGCAUAUUUGUCAUCGACUAUAAUGAAUUUCUACAUCCGGUACCUCCAGAAGACAAAGCCUCAUGCAGAUGUCGAUGAGUAUCACUUUUUCAAUACAUAUUUUUACCAGAAGCUCAAAGAGGCUGUACUGAGCAAGCAGAAUGAAAAGGAAGCUUCAUUUGUCAGACUAAGAAGGUGGUGGAAAGGGGUGAAUAUAUUUGAGAAAGCCUAUAUAUUUCUUCCCAUACAUGAAGAUCUUCAUUGGAGCCUGGUUAUAAUUUGCAUACCAGAUAAAGAAGAUCAACUGGGGCCAAUUUUACUUCACUUGGAUUCAUUAGGGCUUCACUGCAGCAAGUCCCUUUUUGCUACCAUAAGAAAAUUUUUGGUAGAAGAAUGGAAAUUCUUAAGACAAGGAGAAGUGCCAGCUCUUCCUAUUUCAGACAAAAUAUGGGAAAAUCUUCCACGAAGAAUUGAUGAAAACAUCAUUCAGGUCCCACAACAAAGAAAUGAGUAUGACUGCGGUCUGUUUGUUCUUUUCUUCAUGGAGCGUUUCAUUGACGAAGUUCAUAGAAGGCUUAAAAAGAAGGAUUUCACCUUGUUUGGAAGAAGGUGGUUCAAACCUGAAGAAGCCUCUUGUUUGAGGAUGAAAAUCCACAGAAUACUCGAGGAAGAAUUCAAGAAUGCGAGUGAGAAUGAUUGAUAUUUUUGGGAUUGCUACUGUGUACAGGUAACUACUCUUGCUCAAAGAAAUCCACUAGCAGUUUUUCAGCAUAGACUAGGAACUGCUAAUCACCAAAGGUCAUGACAUGCCUGCCUUGCAUAGCUGUAAAGUUGGAUACUGUUGUCAGUCACGCAUCAACCAUAAACAGGCAGAGGAUUUAGUAGAACUGAUAUUGACCCAUCCAAUGGGAAGGAGAAAUACACUAGACUUCCCUGGGAAAUAUAUACAUUGUACAGAAACCAUAAUUGAACAAUCACCAAGGGGAAAAAAACCGAAGAUUUGGGUGAUGCAUCGAUAUUGACCAUCUGCUGAAGCGAGUAGCCCCUAAAACCAGAAGCUGCAGCCAUGUCCAUUUCAAAGAUAGAAGGUAUCUAUGGAUCACCAGUUCCCCCCUCCCCCUCUCUCGAUUUGUGGCAGUUUUCCUUCUGCUAAAAACAGUUUCACAUGUUUGCAUUGAAGCGAACAAAAUAAGUGAAAGCUCUAGCUUAAUGAAGAAACAACUUCUUCACGUCCUUUUAGUUAAGGCAGCAGUUUUUACUGCUGCUUCCCGCUUGAUAGUUUAUCAAAUGAACCAAUUCAGUUAGGAUCCUAUAGAACUUGUCUUUUUCAAAUUCAAAAUUUGUUCUGCGACUAUGUUUUCACCUCAAGAAUUAU
Molecule: messenger RNA, 2211 nt
Organism: Solanum stenotomum
Lineage: Eukaryota; Viridiplantae; Streptophyta; Magnoliopsida; Solanales; Solanaceae
Product: ubiquitin-like-specific protease 1D
Exons: 13
Coding region: 277-1536 (419 amino acids)
Biological process (GO): proteolysis
Molecular function (GO): cysteine-type peptidase activity
Source: RefSeq, a predicted model, not a curated record